Molecule: messenger RNA, 3330 nt
Organism: Aspergillus ibericus CBS 121593
Lineage: Eukaryota; Fungi; Ascomycota; Eurotiomycetes; Eurotiales; Aspergillaceae
Exons: 10
Coding region: 1-3330 (1109 amino acids)
Biological process (GO): transmembrane transport; metal ion transport
Cellular component (GO): membrane
Molecular function (GO): metal ion transmembrane transporter activity
Source: RefSeq, a predicted model, not a curated record
AUGGCGGCCGACAACGAGAUUAACGGCGGACAACCUCUCUGCAUCGGAACCACAGUUGAUGUCGUGGCUGUCCCAGCGAUAGGCGCAGAUCCCAGGAGGACAUGGCUUGACGAGAAUUCCCAAACUCCGUGGCUUCUUUCCGACCUGACACGAUACAUCCCCAACGCCCGAGUGUUGCUUUCUGACCAUGGCCACUUGGACUCUCGAGACGACUUGGAGACUUUAGCCCAUAGGUUGCUAAAAUGGCUUAUAGAGGAAAGGCAGGCGACAAGCCUAAGACGCCCCAUCUUCUUCAUAUGCCAUAGUACCGGCGGCCUUGUUGCUAAAGCCGCACUUAUAAUAGCCAGUCAGCUGACAUCCAAGCUUGGUUCAAUCCUGUCGAGCUGCUACGGUGUUGCUUUCCUCGCGACUCCUCAUCAUGGCUCGAGUUAUCUGUCGGCUCCUGAAUUUACCAGGAGUAUUCAGCGCUUGAUGAGACUCAAACAUCGCAUCCCAUCUGGACUUCAAGAGCUCUUCAGACCAAGACAUCCCUAUCUUUUACAUCUCUCAAAUCAAUUCAGAUCGAUAUCGGCAGAUAUCAAAAUCUGGACCUUCUUGGAGACAGUCGAUUCGACACUCAGCAUCACCGACUCAGAGACCGGGGACUCUGUCGAUAUGCAUGUCCCCAUUACGUCAAUUCGGUCGGGUAUUCUAGACCUCGAGCAUGAGAAAGAGCUUCCUUUAGCUACCGAUCACCUUGGCACUGCGUGUUUCAAGGGCCAGGAGUUCACAACGAGGACGAGCUUCAUAAAUGAGCUUCAAGCAUCGGUCUCUACGGCCAUCAAUCUGUCUAAAAUGGCCGAUGCUCCUUUGGACGUUGAUUUAGAGGUUAUGGUGCAGGUUAGUGGCUUUUUUGAAGACACCGCGCGAGGCAUCAGUGAUGAAACACCCCUGAAACUCUGGUCAACCAAAGCAUCACUUAAGGAGUACUUGACAAGCGGACCUUCGUCAUGUUUGGGCGAGCGGCUAAAGAGAACGGCCGGAAUACCAUCUAGCAUCUAUGAUGACUCGUCCAUAAGCAGCUUUGAUAGCAGGCCGACGUCUGCUCAGGUUCGGUCAUCGAUGGAUGGCAUAGUUAAUCCAACAGCAAAACAUGCGAGUGAAUCUACAAGUCCUAAAGCACUCCCCCACCGGCCCUCAAUCAAGGAAAGUCGCAGUUUUCUCGGCCAAGCAUCCCCUAGGAUUCAUAUUUCUGAGCCAACCGGUCAAGGCUACUUCGACGUGCAGUCAGACUCCGCUGAAGAAGUGCAGAGGUCUGCCUCAUCGCAAGAAGAAGAUAAGGAAGAGGUUACAAAGAAUCAAGAAUCAGAUGCGAGCAACUUGCUGUCGAGUUUACCACCUAGAUAUAGGAGCUUCCUACCAAUUCCACUACCAUCCAGAGACAGCGCCGAUGAGCAGAGGGCAGAGAUGCCUCGAAGAGCUCCACGAUUUGACCAGCCAGAGCCGGGCAGCGAGAAGCUUCUUUGGAUCCACGUGCCUUAUACCCACACAGGAUGGGUACCGCCCAUACUUUCCAAAGCUUGUGAGGAUCAAGAGAGACAGGCUUUCUUGGAUAAGUUUAUCAAUGAGGAAAACUGGUAUUCAAACCUCAUCAGAGCUCGUCAUCUGGAACCCCAUGCGCGCUACGUACGGUCUAGUUGCAUUCACUUCAAGCAAAACAAGGCUUCACAUCCUGGUGUAAUCGAAGGAUAUAAGGACCCCACGUUGGCUCUCUACCUCCACUGGGAUACUUAUUGGAACCUAGUCCAGCGGCGUAAAGUUGUCGAAGAGCGAUUACGACAAGGACGAUUCAGACCAGUGCCAAGUGAUAUCUCCAAAUCUAGUCUCGAGUCGAAGCUGAUCUGGAAAUACCUUGGCAACGAGCCCCCUAUUCACAUACGGAGGACGUUGGAUCAGUUCGGAUAUCCGAACCUACGAUCGACAGUCGCCAGAGAUGACGAUCAGAUGCUCUGGAAGAGGACGAAAAAGGUGGUUAAUCUGAACGAUGAGAUAAAGAUUUCCGAUCAACCCGAGGACCGACCCGAGGCAAAGAAUGCAUUCAUGGACGGAAAGGUCCUUAUGGUCGACCAGCUCUGGUUGUGGAUUGUUGACGAGAGGACCGUUGUCACAUUUUUCCCUAACCAGGAGGCUACCACGGCAGAGGGCAAGCUCUAUGAGCAGUCUAACCUCUACAACAGCAUUUAUAACGAGCUGAACGGCGACCUAGCGAGACGGUUCGAAACAGCCGGCGACCUUGCUUCCCUAAUAGUGUUACAUGCAGUCACCGUUCUUCUCGACCGGACACUUCAUCGUGACCUACAGAUACUCCGGAUAUUCGAAGAAUCCAUCAGCAUUCUAACCGAAAUCGUGACCAAAUCGUUCAAACGCUUUCGAAACCGCGGCUUCAACACUCGCCCCGCAGACUAUAACAAGAACGCCGAAGGAAGACCAAUGUCCGCUGCAGAACGCGAUGAGAGAGAUAACAAAGUAGCCAGACGAAACCGGGAAGACCUCUCUACAUUGUUAGAGCUACGGGAUAUUGUAGACGAGCUAGGAACCAUUCUUAAACUCCUAGAGCAACAAACGGCCACCGUCACAGCCAUGACCAGCUACUUCGAACAGAAAGGCUGCGGGAAAGUAUUCAUCGAAUCAGCCCUCUCUAGACUCGACGAGUAUCGCAGCCAGGUCCUCGAUAUGCGAGAGAACGCGACUCUCGCCCAAAAAGCGGUCGAAAACCUCCUCGAUCUCAAACAAAAGCAAGCCAGCGUCGACGAAUCCCGCCUCGCCCGAUGGGAAGCAGAAGUGACCCAGGACCAAUCGCGAUCCGUCAUGGUCUUCACAAUCUUCACCAUCAUCUUCCUCCCCCUCUCCUUCUUCACCUCCCUAUUCGGCAUCAACGCCCGAGAAUGGAGCGGUACCCCCGAAAACCUCACCCUAGGCGAGAUGCUCUAUAUAGCAGGCCCCGCCUCCUUCGCAAUAAUCGUAAUAGCCCUCUUAAUCGCCUUCAACGAACGUCUCCGCGAGACUCUCUGGCGCGCUCAAAAGCUCAUCCUAGACAUCCUCGCCGAUUUUCUCCUCGCUCCAGUUACAUUACUUUUCCAGUGGAGGAGGAUGGCAGCAGCGUCGGCCAGGAAACCAGAACGCACGAAGGGCCGCUUGAAUAGAUAUAGACGGAAUCCGCUGAGAGAGUCACAGGAGGAUAUUUGGACAGAGCAUGAGGAUAAGAUGGUGGUGGCGGGUCCGGGGGUGAGGGAGGGGGAUGUGGAGGUGGAGCGGUAUGCGGAGAAGGGGAGGGAGAGGGGAGCGUUUUAG